UAUUAUCGGGAUGGAACACGCAAUCCUUUCAAAAGUUAACGCCUAGUACCCUAUCAGUGAGUGGUUUGUACUGUAUAUUCUUUUACCCGCAUUCACUGUCCUUCAACUCGAUGAUUUGAUUAAAUUUCUCUUGCCCUUCAAAAUUUAACCCCAAGUUCAAGGAUUUCAGUAGCAAACUAUUAGUGGAAACUCCAUUGUUAACUCUCUCUCAUUUUAGAAGAGGUGAAGAGGUUAUUGUGAAAACUUGUUUUUGGAAUAUUGGGUUAAAGUGUUCAUUGCAAAUCUUGGAUGAGUGUCCAAGUUUUUGAUGGCCUUAUUCUCAAAUAAUGGCUGCAUUGAUAAGUUAUUACCUGUGGGUUCAAGAAUGAACUCAGUAAAGCCACCACUCAAUUGUCUAUAUCCUGCAUUUGCUUGCCGUCGGCCUACUAUUGUGUUUCCUCACAAGAGUCUUAGCUUUCCUAGGAUAAAUGCUUCAUCAAAUCGGCGAUUGGAUGUGAGUUCGUCAGUGUCUACCUCUUCCAACAAAUGCCUGUGGUUCGAAUUGCCUCGAGCAUUUGUUAAGGCUUCUACCUCGUCCUUGAUAUUGGUCGCGCUUGGCAUCUUUACCUUUUCAUUUUCUAGUAAGACAUCUAAUGCCCUUGCUGCUGUUGAUCCUGCUACAUGCCCAUCAGUUCAAGAGGAAAUCGUUGCUGAAGAAAGAGGUGUGCAAAAUGUGGAUAGUGAACAGCAGCGUGAAGAAUUUGAAAAAUGGAAAUCCAAAACAUAUGCUUUGACUGUCCCUUUGAAAGUUGUUGCUCUACAAGGCUCUGUACCACCUGCCUGGAUCAAGGAUUUCAUUCAGUCUCAAGGAAAGAGAUUAAAGCUAAGUGUGCAGUUCCGUGGAACCCUUGAAGAUGUUUAUUCUGAACUUUCAAGGUCCAUACUUAAGGAAGAAGAUUCUCCAAAAUCUGCCAUCACAGCUGAUCUCAUUACUGUUGGUGACUCCUGGCUUGGUCUGUUGAUCGACAAGUCUAUAAUUGAACCAAUGCAAAUGGCAGAGAAUCAUGAUUGGUUUAAAGAUCUCCCAGAAAAGUGGAAGGCUUUCUUGCGUAGGAAUAACAAAGGGAAAAUCGAUCCUGAAGGUAGAAUAUGGGCGGUACCGUAUAGAUGGGGAAGCAUGGUAAUAGCAUACAAGAAGAGCAAAUUUGACAAGCUUGGACUUGCUCCGAUAGAGGAUUGGAAAGAUUUAUGGCGUCCCGAGCUUGCAGGAAAGAUUUCUAUGGUGGAUUCGCCUAGAGAGGUAAUAGGAGCCGUGUUGAAGUAUAUGGGAGCAUCUUACAAUACUAGUGACAUCAGAAAAGAGAUUCCUGGUGGUACAAGUGCUGUACAGCAGAAUCUAGAUCUACUUGCAAAACAGGUCUUGUUAUUUGACAGUGGAAACUACCUGAAGGCAUUCAGUGUAGGUGAUGCUUGGGUGGCUGUAGGAUGGAGUAGUGACAUCCUUCCUGCUGCCAAGCGAAUGUCAAAUGUUGCAGUUAUUGCUCCAACGUCAGGAGCCAGUUUAUGGGCAGAUCUGUGGGCUGUGCCAGCUACAACUAAAUGCUUGCCAAUGGAAAAACUUGGAGGGCGUAUCAGAGGGCCGUCUCCACUAGUUCAUCAGUGGUUAGACUUCUGCCUACAACCUGCUCGAGAACUUCCAUUCAAGCAAGGGGUUUUUCCUGGUGCAAUGCCAUCUGCCUUAGAAAAUGUACCUUCUGAAGUCCUUCCCAAGGGCGCCCCAAAGCUGACCACAAACCUGAUAUCUGGAAUUCCACCGCCUGAAAUCUUACAUAAAUGCGAAUUCUUGGAGCCAUUAUCUGAAUCAGCAUUGUCUGACUAUGAAUGGUUGAUUGCUACUUUAGAGAAACCUAGGCAUGGGUUCGUACAACAAAUUUUCACAACUGCAUUUCAUGCUACCAAGAUGAAGCUACUAUCAUUGAGAAAGAAAAUUGAUGAUUGAGGUGCUCUAUUUGUGUAAGAGCGGAAGGAAACGACAUGUUGUAUUGUACUUGUAAUCCGUGUAAAUUAUUUAUGAUGUUUAAUUCAGCAAUUUUCAGUGA
Chenopodium quinoa (quinoa) is the source of this 2078-nucleotide messenger RNA. RefSeq lists its product as uncharacterized. Gene Ontology annotation, biological process: polyamine transport. NCBI's taxonomy places the organism in Eukaryota, Viridiplantae, Streptophyta, Magnoliopsida, Caryophyllales, Amaranthaceae. Gene Ontology annotation, cellular component: periplasmic space. The record is from RefSeq and is a predicted model, not a curated record. The transcript has 8 exons. The coding region runs from base 308 to 1978 and encodes 556 amino acids. Gene Ontology annotation, molecular function: polyamine binding.